Molecule: messenger RNA, 3540 nt
Organism: Dryobates pubescens (Downy woodpecker)
Lineage: Eukaryota; Metazoa; Chordata; Aves; Piciformes; Picidae
Gene: SMC2
Product: structural maintenance of chromosomes 2
Exons: 24
Coding region: 7-3540 (1177 amino acids)
Biological process (GO): chromosome organization
Cellular component (GO): chromosome
Molecular function (GO): ATP hydrolysis activity; ATP binding; protein binding
Source: RefSeq, a predicted model, not a curated record
GGCAAAAUGUACCUCAAGUCGAUUGUUAUUGAAGGGUUUAAGUCCUACGGCCAGAGGACGGAAAUUAAAGACUUAGACCCCUUUUUCAAUGCUAUUACUGGCCUAAAUGGUAGUGGCAAGUCUAAUAUCUUGGACUCCAUCUGUUUCGUGUUGGGAAUCGCCAAUCUGUCACAGGUACGUGCUUCCAACUUGCAAGAUCUGGUUUAUAAGAACGGACAAGCUGGAGUUUCUAAAGCAACCGUGUCUGUUACCUUUGAUAAUUCUGACAAGGAACGAAGUCCUCUGGGAUUUGAGGACUGUAAGGUUAUCACUGUCACUAGGCAGGUUGUUAUUGGAGGGAGAAAUAAAUACUUUAUCAAUGGUAUGAGUGCCACUAACAAUCGAGUGCACGAUCUCUUCUGUUCUGUUGGGCUCAACGUCAAUAAUCCUCACUUCCUCAUUAUGCAGGGACGAAUUACCAAAAUUCUCAGUAUGAAGCCGCCAGAGAUUUUAGCAAUGAUUGAAGAAGCAGCUGGUACUAGGAUGUAUGAAAGCAAGAAAUUACUUGUCCAGAAAGCUAUAGAGAAGAAGGAAAACAAACUGAAAGAAAUUCAAAUGGUCUUGAAUGAGGAAAUCAAUCCAACUCUACAGAAACUGAGAAAGGAACAAGCAUCCUAUCUGGAAUACCAAAAAGUAGUACAAACAACGGCAUACUUAAGACGCUUCUGUGUGGCUUACAGUUUUGAUGAAGCUGAAAAGGCAAAGGCAUCCUCCAGUGAAACAUUAAAGGAACUGCAGGCUAAUGUAGAAAAGCUUCGUAAAUCAAAGGCUGAAAAUGAACAUAGGAUAAAACAACUUAAAGAAGAAGUGGCAGAGCUGGAAAAGGAAAUGAAUAAGGAAGCUGGUGAUACUCUUCAUUCACUGGAAGGUGCUCUUUCAGAAAUUAGAAGAGAAAAUACCAGAGCACAAAGUGCCCUCGAUCUCAAGAAGCAAAACUUACAAAGUGAAAAGAUUAAGUAUGAAGAACUGGAAAAAGCUAUGCAGAAGGAUUCUGAAGCACUGACAUCAAAGGAGGCUGAAGUAAAGAAGAUAGUGCAAGAGCUGAAUGCUUUACAGGAAACAAGUGAAAAAGAUGCACUUGCUUUGACUGCAGCACACCACCAUUUUAAUGCUGUGUCUUCUGGCUUGUCCAGCAGUGGCGGUGGGGAAGAUACUACUCUGUCUGGACAGAUGAUGGCUUGCAAAACUGAAAUCAGCAAAUUAGUAACAGAGGCUAAGCAGGCCCAAAUGAAAUUGAAUUAUGCACAAAAAGAAUUGAAGACAAAACAAGCUGCAGUUAAGACGAUGGAUGCAAGCUACAAGAAAGACCGUGGGGUACUUGAAGCUCUCAGGAAUACAAAAACUCAACUAGAGGCCGAGAUGAAAAAGCUGAACUAUGAAGAAGAGAGAGAAGCCACCCUUUUAGAAGAGAAGGCAGCAUUGGCACCUGACGUCUGUCGGCUGAGGGAAUUGCGUGACAGAUUAAUGGCAAGAUGUCCUCAACUACACUUCAAAUACAAACAUCCAGAGAAGGGUUGGGAUCCAGGACGUGUGAAAGGCCCAGUUGCAUGCCUUCUCUCUGUGAAAGAUACAUCCCAAGCAAAAGCUCUGGAAGCGGUGGCUGGAGCGAAGCUCUCUAACAUUGUUGUGGACACCGAGGCUACUGGCAAAGAACUUUUAGAAAGGGGUGGUCUGCAGCGUCGAUGCACCAUCAUUCCCCUAAACAAGAUCGCAGCCGGGUGUAUUGAACAAAGCAAGAUCAACUUGGCCAAAACCUUGGCUGGCCAUGAUAGUGUGGAUUUAGCCCUUCACCUAAUUGAAUAUGACCCUAAACUGCAGAGAGCAAUGGAGUAUGUCUUUGGAAGAACGCUGGUCUGUAAUAGCAUGGAUACUGCCCAGAAAGUGACCUUCGACAAAAGGAUAAUGACAAAAACUGUUACAAUUGAUGGAGAAAUAUUUAGCCCCCAGGGCACUCUGCGUGGAGGUGCAUUUUCAUGUGGUGUACCAACCUUGUGUGUGCUCAGAGAAAUUAAAGAUGCUGAAACAGAACUUGCUGUAAAGGAACGUCGACUUGAGGCUGUGGAGAAGGAGCUGGCAGUCUUGAAGAAUGCUGCUGAGAAGUACCAGGUGCUGAAGCAGCAGUGGGAGCUGAAGUCUGAGGAAGCAGAGCUGCUGGAAAAGAAGCUUCAGCUAAGUGCUUACCACAAGCAAGAGGAAGAGAUACUGGCACUGAAGAAAACCAUUGUGGAGUGUGAAGAGACAUUAAAGAGAGCUGAAGAGACCCAACAGAAGGCAGAAGAUAAAUGCAGGUUAUUAGAGAAAAAAAUUAAAGACCGAGAAGCAGAUUGUGCACAACAACUGAAAAGCGCACAGCAGAAAUUGGAUGAUGCCAAGAAAAAGGCAGACACUUCAAGCAAGAAAAUGAAAGAAAAGCAGCAGGAAGUUGAAGCUUUAGCUCUGGAACUUGAAGAGCUAAAAGAAGAGCAGACCUCCUAUAAACAACAGAUAAAGGCCGUAGCUGAAGCAAUCCAAGACUACGAGGCGGAAGUUAAUGCUUUGACGGCUGAGGUGUCGAAGACAAAGAAAUCUGUAGAGAAAUCAGAGAAAGAGGUGGCCAAGCAAAAGGAAGUUGUUGAGACACAGAAUAAAGCAAUACAAGCCAAAGAUGCAGAGAUAGCAAAAUGCAGAGAACAAAAUCAUGAAUUACAGCUUCAGCUUAAAGAAUUCGAACACAACAUCAGCAAACAUCAGCAAGACACUGAUGAUGCUGCUUUCACGAUCAGCAAAAUAAUGGAAGAGCACCCAUGGAUAGCUUCAGAGAAGCAGUUUUUUGGUCAGCCAGGCACAGCCUAUGAUUUCAAAGCCAACGAUCCUAAAGAUGUAGCUGUAAAGCUGCAGAAGCUGCAGGAGAAGAAAGAUGUGUUGUCAAAGCGAGUGAACUUGAAAGCUCUGAAUAGGCUUUCUGAGACGGAGGAGAAAUACAAUGACUUGAUGAAGAAAAAAAGAAUUGUUGAGAACGACAAGUUACAAAUUCUUGCAGCUAUUGAACGGCUAGACCGGAAGAAAGCGGAGGCCUUACAAAUAGCGUGGAAAAAGGUGAAUGAAGACUUCGGUUCCAUCUUCUCAAUGCUUCUACCAGGAGCCAAAGCUAUGCUAGUAGCUUCUGGAGCCCACAAUGUCUUGGAAGGCCUGCAGUUCAAAGUUGGCUUGGGAAACAUCUGGAAAGACAACUUAACGGAACUUAGUGGAGGACAAAGAUCGCUGGUGGCCUUAUCCUUGAUCUUAGCCACGCUGCUCUUCAAACCUGCCCCCAUCUACAUCUUGGAUGAAGUGGAUGCAGCCCUUGAUCUCUCUCAUACCCAGAACAUUGGGCAGAUGCUUAAUGCACACUUUAAGCAUUCUCAGUUUAUUGUGGUGUCCUUGAAGGAUGGAAUGUUUAACAAUGCCAACGUCCUCUACAAGACCAAGUUUAUGGAUGGUGUGUCUAGUGUUGAAAGACACACUGCUAAUUCAAAAAAAUGA